Phytophthora nicotianae INRA-310 is the source of this 318-nucleotide messenger RNA. RefSeq lists its product as hypothetical. Bases 1 to 318 code for a protein of 105 amino acids. The record is from RefSeq and is a predicted model, not a curated record. NCBI's taxonomy places the organism in Eukaryota, Oomycota, Peronosporomycetes, Peronosporales, Peronosporaceae. The transcript has 2 exons.
AUGCCAGUUCUCAGCACCUCCAAGCUGCCUCGCCAAACCAUUCGUGCAAGCGAAGUGAUCGAGUAUAUCUCUCCCCAAUUUGUGUGGGGCGACCCGCGAAGUCAUAUGGCCGCCGGUGUCCUGGCCGUAGAUGACGCUGCUGGUAAUCCUCUCCCUCUUACCCUGGACAGUGUAUAUGCUAAAACAAAAGCUACAACGAAGAAUAAUAACAAGGUAUUGGACAAACGUUCCGGGAUCCACAAAUACCAAGUACACAAGCACGACCUAAGCGCGCGCAUCGUGGAACUCGUACAGCUUCCCGAUCGCGAGGAGCGGUAG